GCGCACGCAACUCCGCCUCGCGUCCGGCCCGCGAAUCCCGCGGCGUCCAGCCGGGUGGUCCGGGCCGCGGAGGGAAUGCCCCGGAGGGCGGAGAACUGGGACGAGGCCGAGGCAGGCGCGGAGGAGGCAGGCGCCGAAGAGUACGGCCCUGAAGAGGGCGGCCGGGAGGAGUCGGGCGCCGAGGAGUCCGGCCCGGAAGAGUCCGGUCCGGAGGAACUGGGCGCCGAGGAGGAGAUGGAGGCAGGGCGGCCGCUGCCCGUGCUGCGCUCGGUGAACUCGCGCGAGCCCUCCCAGGUCAUCUUCUGCAACCGCAGCCCGCGCGUCGUGCUGCCCCUGUGGCUCAACUUCGAUGGCGAGCCGCAGCCGUACCCAACGCUGCCGCCUGGCACCGGCCGCCGCAUCCACAGCUACCGAGGUCACCUUUGGCUCUUCAGAGAUGCAGGGACACACGAUGGGCUUCUGGUUAACCAAACUGAAUUAUUUGUGCCAUCUCUCAAUGUUGACGGACAGCCUAUUUUUGCCAAUAUCACACUGCCAGUGUAUACUCUGAAAGAACGAUGCCUCCAGGUUGUCCGGAGCCUAGUCAAGCCUGAGAAUUACAGGAGACUGGACAUUGUCAGGUCGCUCUACGAAGAUCUGGAAGACCACCCAAAUGUGCAGAAAGACCUGGAGCGGCUGACGCAGGAGCACAUUGCAAAUCAACGGAUGGGAGAUUGAAGAUUUCUGUUGAAACGUACUCUCAUCUCAGCUUUUGAUGGUACUGAUGAGUCUUGAUCUACAUACAGGACUGCCUCCUUACUCAGUUUCAAAGUGUCUCAUUCUCAGAGUAAAAUAGGCACCAUUGCUUAAAAGAAGGUUAACUGACUUAACUAGGCAUUGUGAUGUUUAGGGGCAAACAUCACAAAAUGUAAUUUAAUGCCUGCCUAUUAGAGAAGUAUUUAUCAGGAGAAGGUGGUGGCAUUUUUGCCUCCUAUUAAGUCAGGACAGCUUGUGUGUAAGGAGGUUUGUAUAAGUAAUUCAGUGGGAAUUGCAGCAUAUCGUUUAAUUUUAAGAAGGCAGUGGUAUCUACUUUUAAUGGAUGUAUAAUACAUCCAUUCUACAUCCAUAAUGGUUGGUGACUUGUCUGCCUCCUGUUUUGGGAAGACUGAGGCAUCCUUGAGGCAGGGACAAGUCUUCGUCCUCUUUGAGACCCCAGUGCCUGCACAUCAUGAGCCUUCAGUCAGGGUUUGUCAGAGGAACAAACCAGGGGACGCUUUGUUAGAAAGUGCUUAGAGGGCCGGGCGCGGUGGCUCAAGCCUGUAAUCCCAGCACUUUGGGAGGCCGAGACGGGCGGAUCACGAGGUCAGGA
Molecule: messenger RNA, 1348 nt
Organism: Cercocebus atys (sooty mangabey)
Lineage: Eukaryota; Metazoa; Chordata; Mammalia; Primates; Cercopithecidae
Gene: VHL
Product: von Hippel-Lindau tumor suppressor, E3 ubiquitin protein ligase
Exons: 3
Coding region: 76-717 (213 amino acids)
Source: RefSeq, a predicted model, not a curated record